GAUGUGAAUCGUACCCGAUUGAACAGUGGAAAUUCCUGUAGGAUUUGGUUGUCGUUAAUAACAAACAAACGCACGUUUGUAUUAUCUUGAUUAAUCCAAUGAAACAUAUAUUCUCUUUCUAAAUAUAAAUUUGACCUUUAAGUUUUGCGUCAGAGUGAACAUGGAGUCAAAUGAAGUAGUGUACACCAUAGGAGGCGUGAAGGUUCUGUUCCCAUUCAAGGCUUACCCAUCACAACUUUCAAUGAUGAAUAAGAUUAUCAGGGGUGUGCAGAGGGGCCAAAACUGUCUUCUUGAGAGUCCUACAGGUAGUGGCAAGAGUCUAGCUUUGCUAUGCUCUGCCAUAGCUUGGCAGAGAUGUGAAGAAGAGAAGCGUAGGAUGUCAGGUGUAGAUGAUAUAGAGAAAGUAUGCACAUGCUCCUGUGGUGACGCUGUUGCAGAGACAAACCCUGGUGCUACAACCAACCAUCCACCUGUACUGCCAAAGACACCUGUUGCACCCUUUACACCUGUCCCACUUUCAAGGCCUGUUGACAUCCCCAGCAAAGAUACUAAAGAAGAUUUACCCCAGCCUCCUGUCAAUCCAGAAACAUGUGUCCAACCUGACCACAAUAAUGAUGAAGAUGAUUUUAAACCAAGCAAGAAACGGUAUCGUACUCCUGUACCAGGCCAGAGUAACAAGAGAAGUAAGCUUUCCAAAGGAGUCGAGUUUGAUGACGAGGAGAUGGAAGAUGAAACCCAAGAUGAGAGAAGAAACCCCCACACCGAGGCUUACUGGAAUUCAUGUCAACCGGCUCCUAACACAAAUUCUGUAUCAUUGCCUCCAAAUCCAUCAUUAACCAAGCAAGGUGACUGCAAUUGUUGCUGCCACUCCCCACAGGUGUGUUGUGAUGGUAAAAAGGACCAGAUGAAUGAGAAGCCAAAGAAAUUGCCUAGGAUCUACUUUGGAACCAGGACACACAAGCAAAUUGCCCAGAUUGUGAAGGAGAUGGGACGUACAGCGUACAAAGACACAAACAUGACCAUAUUAGGAAGUCGCGAACAUCUGUGCAUUCAUCCUAGGGUGUCGAAAGGUCCAAACAAGAACGAGGGUUGCAAAGAUUUGUUGAAAAGGAAAUUUGCCUGUCCAUAUUUUGCUGUGAGGGGGCUAAAGGAUGAGGCAAACGUUGUCUUCUGUCCCUACAAUUAUCUUAUUGAUCCAAAGAUACGAAAAAGCAUGGAUAUUGUGUUGAAAGAUCAGAUUGUGAUUUUAGAUGAAGCUCACAAUAUUGAGGAUUCUUCGAGAGAAGCUGCGAGUUUAACGGUUACAACGGAACAAUUUACAGAAAGCAUUGCAGAACUUGAUAAACUUAUUAAAGAGAAGUGGCGUGUAAUUCAUUGCGAGUUCAUGCGUGUUAUCCUGACUAACCUCCUGAAGUGGAUAGAAAGCAGUGCCAGUAAUUUGAAUCGUUGCGAUUUUGAGCGAGAGAGUCGGAUCUGGACAGGUGUGGAAAUGGUUGCUAUUCUUCACAAUGUCAACAUUACACCUGACAAUGUACCUCAAAUUGUUCAUCAUGUAUCAGCUCUGUGUGAGGAGAACGAGAAAGAUGCGGAACACUCGUUGCCCUCAAACGUCGCCAGUCUGCUGGAAGGUCUCUUUCUCAUCUUUGAGUAUCUUUUCCGUGACAACAUGCGCUUCAUGAAAGAUUACAAGAUUGCAUUAAUGCGGACGAUAUCAAGGAAACCUUACACAACAAAUCAUGGAUGGAUGAGCAGAAGAAAAAGCAAUCAACAUUCAUUCACUGUAUCACUUAAUUUCUGGUGCAUGAAUCCUGCUGUGGCAUUCUCUGACUUACAAAACAUUAGAAGCAUCAUCUUGACAUCUGGCACUCUGUCCCCGAUGGACUCGUUCUCCUCCGAACUUGGCACUGAGUUCCCGAUCCAAUUGGAAGCGAACCAUGUCAUUCAUAAAUCACAGAUAUUUGUAAGUACCAUAGCAUUUGGGCCUAAUGGACAUUCUCUAAACGCAAGUUACAAGUCCUCAGAGUCUUAUAAUUUCCAAGAUGAAGUUGGACAUCUGUUGCUCCAAGUGUGCCGCAUCAUUCCGUACGGAGUACUCAUGUUCUUCCCUUCCUACAGUAUGAUGACAAAACUGCAGGAACGAUGGCAGAACACCGGUUUAUGGGAUAAGUUGAAUGAACUAAAGGUUGUUUUGAGUGAACCACGAGGGAAUAACACAAAUGAAUUUGAUUCUUUGCUGAGGCAGUUCUAUGAUGUCAUCAAGGAAUGUGAGCAACGACAACAAGUUAAAGAUAUUGAUGAUCCUAUUCAAAAUGGCGCGGUGUUCUUAGCAGUGUGUAGAGGCAAAGUGAGUGAGGGCAUGGAUUUUACUGAUAAUAAUGCCAGAGCUGUACUCACAGUUGGGAUUCCUUUCCCCCAUUUCAAAGAUAAACAAGUUGAACUAAAGCGACAAUACAACGACAAGUACUCAGCUGAGAAGGGCUUGUUGACAGGGUCCGCAUGGUACGAGAUCCAGGCCUACCGGGCCAUAAACCAAGCCCUUGGACGCUGUAUCAGGCACAGGCUAGAUUGGGGUGCAUUGAUUCUUGUUGAUGAACGAUAUGCAAGAAAUCCAAAUAAGUAUAUAUCCGGACUUUCUAAGUGGAUCCGAAACAGUGUGAUACACACUAAGCAUGCUGGUGAACUCUGUCAGUCACUCGAAGAUUUCAUCAAAGUUAUGAAAGAGAAACAGAAGGAAAGUCUAAAUAUUUCUACUUUACCAUCUGCACAAAUGACUCCAUCAACACAAAGUUUUGCCAAUUGUGCUUCAACUCCUGGAGAGAAACCUACAUUUGCAACUAUGCAACAAUUCUUAAAGUCAAAGAGUCAGCAAACUCCAACACAUUCACAACAUGGAUUGCCUCAGACUCCUGUCAAUGCCUUGCCUCCAACUCCAGUCCAAGCCUUUCCUCAGACACCAGCCUUGCCCCAGACUCCAGUUCAAGCUCUAUUUCAACCUGUGGCCGGUCCACAGCCUCAUCCCCAACUCUUGCCUGUGCCUCAACAAACUGUAGUUGUGUCCACAGAGGCUGUCCAAAAGAUGUUCCAAGUGCAGCAGUUCUUGCGAGGGGCCGAUGGCCAGCAAACUGAGGUACGACAGUUUGUAAAGCUGGCACCGUAUCAGGCGCUAAUGAAAAUUGUUGAAAACGGAAUUGACAAACUUCUUGUUGUUGAUCUGCCUAAACCAGUUGCAAAUGUUACAAAGCAAAAUAACACAAGUCCUAACAUGUCAGUUGGAACACCAGCUACAACCACAACUCAAACACCUGUACAGGUGAACCCAAUCAAGGGAAAUCCGUCAAAGGUUACUACCUCUGGUUUAAUUCCUACCUGCAGUUCACCCAGUGGAACUCCAAAUAUUUCUAAAGUUAAUUCUACUAACAAUGUCCUUAGUACGAACUUAACCAUGGAUACAGAGCAUCAAAAUGGCUUUUCUUCUCAGAAUUCUGUAGCCAUAGGUAUAUGCAAUGAAACAGUUGCCACAUUGCCAAGAAACCAAAUACCAGACAUCAAUCAAAAUUGUAGACAAAGAAUCGGAACCAGUAAACCACAUAUCAAGGUGGAGUAUGAACAACCAGUUUUAGAGGAAACAAAAGGAAUGCUGCCGAAUAACAAAGAAGGAUCAAACAUUGAUCUUGAUGUCAAUCAGCAAAAACUAAAAAAGAAAAUUUCUUCUGCUACCAGGUCACCUGGUGUUUACAAAUUUGUCAAUAUUCCUGAAAAAAUUGAACUUGAUAGUCCAGAUCUUUUUCAAGGAACACCAGACCUCUUUGAUACAGAUUCUAUACCAUCAAAGGAAGUCACACCAAUGAUGGGAAUUGUAGAAAGUGAGACAGAACUGAAGAAAGUUGACAAUAAAUUGGUUGAUGGUGAAGAAAAUGGUACCAUAGAAGAAAGAAAGAAUGUUCGAUCAAACCCUAUUACAAGAAAGAAACUCUUUAAACCCAGUACUUCAACAGAAGCAGCUAAAGUAUUUUGCAAUGGAGACAAUAAAGUAGAAAUUGAGGGGACGUGUGAUGAAACGUUGAAAGAAGACAUUCUUGAAAGUCAAAUUGUAACUCGAAGAAAUCGACGAAAGAAAUCAUCAGAAAGUGAUGGGAGGAAGAAGAGUAGAGACAUGUUGGAUGAUAUGGACCCUUCUAGUGGAGAUAAGAGUGCUGAACCCGGCCAGUGUUUUGAAGGCAUUUGUUGUCCUGGUCAACACCAACUCUUCCCAAACAUAAAAAGUCUGAAGGGGAUUCAGCUCUCUGAAAUUAAGUCAACAUUUGUAAAAGACUGCUUACAUAACUUACAGUCAUCACAUUCAUCUAGUAACACUUCACUGUCACCAAAGUGUCAAUGUCCAGUUAAUAAAAACACCUUGACUGACCAUCAAGUCUUCUGUGGUCAGCUAGAGCCAAGUCAUAUGACAAAUUUAUCCAGUGGUCAGUUCCAGAUUUCAUCAUCUGGAUUUCCCUACAACUCGUAUUGGUGUGAGGAGGACAAUACUGGUUAUCAACCACUAUUUUGCUGUGAAUGUUUGAAAGAAAAUAAAGGCACAAAGAUGAUAGGAUUAAAAGAAGUGCAAAGGACAAGUAAUGGCAACAAUAUAUGGUUGUUCUCCAAACAUCUGCAUUACUGUCACCAUGUCUUCCCAGCAAUGUCAGGCCAAGUCACCUAACACACUGAUUAUCUCAGCACUGUUGACUUCAUUUGAUUGAAUCACUUCAAGUAUUGACUCCAUUAAUUAUGCUAUUGACUAUAUCAUUUUAACUAUUGAUUCAAUUACUUUAUACUAUUGACUCCAUUACUUAUAAUAUUGUCUUACACUGUUGGACAUAUAUUUAACUCAGUAGUGACUCACUACCCAGCAUAAUACUAUAGUCUCUAGACGAGACUUUCUUAAUUCCUUGUUUCGCGUACUUAGUUUUUUUGAAUCUUAUCGAAGGAAGGCAGAAUAAAAAUAAAUAUUGUUUUCUUAUUUAGCAAAUAGUUUUGCCAAAAUCAUCCAGACAGAGAAGAAAAUAAAAAUAGAAUUUUAUUGGUGAAUGUAAAAUAAGAUAAUUAAAUGCUUCAAAUUUAUAUAAUUAAGAAGAAGUAUACAUGUCUUAUCUUUGGAAAUUUCCAGGCAGCGGAGGGCGUAAUAAAAAGAAAGAAAUUUCCACUUUUCCUUGGCGGUGGGUGCGCUAAUUGGCCAGAAAGAAUAUUUUAUAUUUAUUCGAAAUCAUUAAUAUUUGCAGUUUGGCUGGUUCGCUAAGCAAGGUGUAAAAAAAGCCUCGCCUUGUGUAACAGCAGUCAGAAACGUUCUCCUUUAUUUAAGCCCAAAUAUUUUCAUAUUAGUUCAAAUAAAUAUAUGUAUAAAUAAUAAUAUGGAAGUAAUAUGUAUUAGUGGUGAAAUGUUUUAACUGACACUGUGUUUUUGUCAGAUACAUUGAUUUAUCUCAAUUGGAUUUAUAAAUUUAUUUAUUAUCAGGCAUAAUUCACAACAAAAAAGAAAAGUAACUUUAAUUAAAGAUGUAUUGUCCCCUGAAAGUGGACAUUUAAAAUUUUUUAAAUAAUUGUGAAAUUAACUUGCCCAUUUUGUAGUAACAUACAAAUUAUUACUUGAGCAAAGAAAUUAUCGAAUUCUCAUUUUUUGCUGUAAAAUUAUGGGUAAACAUUUUUUAAAUACACUAAAGUUAAUGUAAAAAAUAAUUAUGAUUUCUUUUUGUAUUUUGCAUGGGAGAAUACAUCUUA
This is a messenger RNA of Anneissia japonica, 5751 nucleotides long. Its product is annotated as Fanconi anemia group J protein homolog. Gene Ontology annotation, molecular function: DNA binding; ATP binding; DNA helicase activity. Lineage: Eukaryota; Metazoa; Echinodermata; Crinoidea; Comatulida; Comatulidae. The record is from RefSeq and is a predicted model, not a curated record. Gene Ontology annotation, cellular component: nucleus. Gene Ontology annotation, biological process: double-strand break repair involved in meiotic recombination; nucleotide-excision repair.